AUGGCCGCUCAAGAAGGAAACACUUUGGAACCAGCCACAGCGCCUACCCUACCUGUUCCACCCAUCGUGAACUCCUCUACAUCUGGAGUAACAUGUAAGAGUAUUCUAUUGCAUGCUCCACAGCAGGCUACAGCUGCCAGUACAGCCAUGCUACCCCGAAAACAAUUCGCGGAUUUAAUCAACGUUUAUUUUAAUCGAUCUAAAGACGAGUUUCUCAUCUCUGGAGAGCACUAUAUCCCCUUAGCACACUUCCUCGACCCUCAAGGUUUUCCAGCCCGGAAACGAUCUUUAGAGUCAAGGAUAGAGAGACCUGUUGUGUUCGUACACGUCAAUAAUGAGAAAGAGCCCAAAACGCGGGUAUUGAAGUAUGAUGCUUUUGGUGGGAGCGCUAUCUUUUCUAAUCUAGCUCCUCCGGAUUUGCAUUCGUCGCAUAUUGUCUUCAUGACUGGGUGGCAGACUGGCGAAUGGCUUCGGGUUCUGGGCGCACAGUGUCACAUUGAUCCGGAGCUCUUUCGUCGCCACCUCAGUUUCCUGGACAACGUCGAUUUCUUUGACCUUCCUCCACUGCCCUCGAAAUGUUUUAGUAUUUGGAGACUCCGGGUGACGACAAUUUGUAAUCGUCAGGUUGAACUGAGCCGGCAAGCUGUAAAGCAGGGGAGGGAUACCGACCUCGAGGUCGUGAAACGAUACCAAAAUGAAUUGAACGCGAGCGGAGUUGCUGGAAGCUCAAUAAUCCGCCGCUAUGCCGUUCACAAUGAGGCGGUGUUCACUUUAGAGCAAGACAUCUCAAUAUCAGUUCACAGGAAGAAGAAUGGUGGAUGGUUAGGUAUGGUAUGGCUCGAUAUUGGAAGCAGUCUCGAGGAUGGCCCAAGUGGCCCAUGGAACAACCAUAACAACAGUCCAAGAGCCGCCACCAGUGCGUUUCUGCCCAGAGUACAACAAAAACCGAACGCCGCCUUGUAUCCACCCGAUCUCGAAGACCUUAUAUACGAACAACCUCGAAACCUUGAUAGAAUUGAAUCGGUGAUCGGCCGACAUUCGCAAAGCGCGACGCUUCUUCCAAUGCAAUACGGGCUGUCCCUUGAUCGUGAUACUAUGUGGCAAGAUGCGUUGUACGCGUUCAGCGAUCUUUUGAAUUUUGUCGCGAGCUCCGAAAAUCAAUUCAUCAACUAUAUGGAGGAGCAAGUGAAGGCCGCCAGUCGUGUCUUUCGAGGUCAGGAAGAAUGGUCGCUAGAGACACUGAAGUAUAGCAAAGCCUUGUUAGACGAGCACAUUAGCAACAUAGAAAGGACAAUUUCUUACCUGGAAAUUGAAGGUGAGCCAGAUUUUCCCCGCGCAAUGACUUCCCCAGGACUAGGGAAGAGCCAAGCGACUCGCAAAAUGUUGAUGGGAGACUUCAAAUACUUGCUUGCGCACACUAAAUCCGCUUCGGCUGCUGCAAGAGAGGGCAUGGCCAUCAUACUGGAAGAUGUCAUGCUUAGAGAUGCGAGGAAACAGAUAGGCCAAGCUCGGGAAGUCGGACGCUUAUCAUUGCUGGCAUAUUUCUUUCUACCUUUAUCGUUAGUGACAAGUAUCUUCGGGAUGAAUUUCGUCACGUUCAGCGAUUGGAAAGCAGCAGUGGGAACGAGUCUUGCCGUCUACAUUGCUGUGAUGGUGAUCUCAUUGGCACUCGCGUUCUGGGAUCAUAUGCCAUGGAAACGAUCAUAG
Molecule: messenger RNA, 1707 nt
Organism: Mollisia scopiformis
Lineage: Eukaryota; Fungi; Ascomycota; Leotiomycetes; Helotiales; Mollisiaceae
Exons: 2
Coding region: 1-1707 (568 amino acids)
Biological process (GO): transmembrane transport; metal ion transport
Cellular component (GO): membrane
Molecular function (GO): metal ion transmembrane transporter activity
Source: RefSeq, a predicted model, not a curated record